Molecule: messenger RNA, 2407 nt
Organism: Dalotia coriaria
Lineage: Eukaryota; Metazoa; Arthropoda; Insecta; Coleoptera; Staphylinidae
Product: arrestin domain-containing protein 3-like
Exons: 7
Coding region: 264-1433 (389 amino acids)
Biological process (GO): protein transport
Cellular component (GO): cytoplasm
Source: RefSeq, a predicted model, not a curated record
GCGAAUUUCGUCCGCACCACCCACCUACAAUACAUUACACAGUCAUCAUCAUCAUCAUGCAGCGUGCGUGCGUGCGAUAGCACCUGCCGCCCGCUGUCGAUGUCGAUGAUUAUAAACAGAUGAACUUUGACCUCCGUGCGAACGCCCACAAAGCAAAAUUCUAAAGUAAAAAUCAUUAAGAAGAAAACCUCAACAUCAACACCAACCAAAACACAAGUUUCUAAUCAUGUGAAUCCAAUCGAAUUAUCCUCUGGUGAAUCGGCAUGGAUUACAUCCGAGAGUUUGAUAUCCAACUGGACAAAGAGCAUUACUAUGCAGGCGAGAAGAUUGAAGGCACAGUCAUCCUCAAUACCAUCGACAACUUUAAAUUACGAACUAUUAGGGUGAUUCUAAGAGGAAAAGCGCACGUGGAAUGGAAAGUGAUGCUUUCCGGUGAACGCCGGACCGUCAAAGACGAUCAGUACUUCAUCGACGACCGGCAGGUGAUCUGGGGCGAGAAGAACAUCACCACGACGAUACCAAUCCUCCCACGUGGCGUGCACAAGUUCCCCUUCCGUUUCUCUCUACCAGAGAGUUCGCUUCCGUGCUCUUUUGAGAGCAAACCAUGCUGUAUUCGUUACUACAUCAAAGUCACCGUGGAUAUUCCCUAUGCAAGCCCACCGGAGGGCGUGAAAUACUUCACGAUAAUUGGGCCACAUAUUGAUUGCAUGGAGGAACAAUAUUUGAAACCCCAAGUACAAGAAGACCGUAAAAGCACCUGUUGUUGGUGUUGUAAACGUGGAACUCUUAGCCUACGCUGUGUACUGGAACGCUCUGCAUAUGUCUGUCGGGAAAGUUUGAAGUUAAAAGCGACGAUUGAUAACCAAAGCGAUGAGGAAGUGUCGCUGCGUGUGCGACUGGAGCAGUGCUGCGAGUUUUUCAUCGAUAGAGGCGUGCUGGGUGUGGGCAAGGAGUUGAAGCACCUGGUGUUUGAGUACAGGGGGAGUCAAGUGAAGCCGAAUACGAGGACCAAGUGGGAUAGUAGUAACAGUCUGGUGAUGCCACCGAUGCCCACCACACUAGUUGGGAUUUGUCGACUUGCACAGAUUUAUUAUGUGUUGACUGUUAGUUUAGAUUCGUCGAAAGAAGCGGAUCUGGUACACGUAACGUUCCCUAUUACCAUAGCGACAGUGCCUUUUAGAAUACCCAAUAGCAACAGGUUUCCUAGCGUCAAAUAUGAACAUGCGGCAGCGCACGUUGAAGGAGGUCAAUACAUCGGUCCAGAGUUUCUCCUCGGACAAGUUUACGACGGCAACGAACAUAACAAUCGAGAACCAGUGGUUUUAUACAAGCCGGUGUACGUGACAGUGGAAAAGAACGAAGAUGCAACACCCCAAGCAUCACACACACGUCGCCCCAGCCACAUCCCAGACCACCUCGUUGCGAGUAAGUAACCAAAGCGCAAAAUCCCACCAAAAAAUGGAAAUUAUUUGACUGAGCACCUUUCGCCAAACGUGUAUUAUCUUGAGUAUUAACUACCCUAUGAUUCGUAGAUGCCAAAAUCAACGCGCAGAAUAUUUACAUUUACACCAAAUAUAUGCGUAUUAGGAGAUUUUUAUAUGCGAAGUAGCGAAGAGGAUAGUUUAUAUCACGCGUACAGUGUAUCAAUACCACCAAAUUCAGAUAAUAAUCAUAAUUAUAACAAGAAACACACCCGGUAUAUUUGCGAAUUUCGAUUUUUAUUGAUGUGAGGAUAAUUCCCAUGUGAGAGAUGAAUGAAAAUAGGAAAACAUACCUUCCAGUGACAAUUGUGAGUCACUUCCGAUUGAAUUCCACUCCAAUUUCCGCUGCAAUCACUGCGUAUACCUGGAAAAUCAGCAUUUGCACAUCAAUUACAAUCGAAAUUGACGAUUUGUAUCAUGAUUCACAUGAAAAAGGACUAAAACUAGUAAUGCAUAGCAAUUGUAACAGGGUUCCAUAUAAACAAUUAUAACGAAUAAUUAUUUAUGCCAAAAAUAAAACAAGAAUCGGAGCUCAACUAGUGAUGAGUGGCGAUUUCUAGCGGAAUUUAGGUAGUUGAUUGGUAUGUGGGCGUAAUUAAUGAAGAAAACGCGAUGAUUUUUGAUGUUUUUACCGCUCUUUUGACACAAACGGACCGUGAGCGUUCGUCGGGAGCGAACAAUUAACGAGUAAACAUAUAAAACAAGCUUAGAUGACACGAGAUAAACUAUAUAUAUGAAUAAAAUUAAUAAACCAAUGAAUAAUAACAGAGAGGAAUUGAUUGUUUAGAUGUUUUACCGCGCACGUGGCGCGGAUAGUUAUAUGAGUCUAUAUACAAUUUAUUAUUACCUGUUUAAUAUUUGUGUAUUAUAUCAAGAUUUGAUGACAUUGGAGAAAUUUAAUAAAUGACUGUGAAAAUUAUAAACUA